UAGCGGCGCAAGUCGCAACAGCAGCAGCAAAGACCGACAGUCCAACCGACAGACACACUCUCUCGUUAACUCGGCCAUUUUGAAGAAUAUAUUUCCCUCAAUUGGGGAUUUAUAUUGUGUGUGUUUGUUAAUUAUCAUUAAAAAAUAAAUAUAUAAAUGAUUUAAUUAAUAAAUUAAUAUACAAUAUAAUAAACAUAAAUUACUUAACCAACUAUACAUGUGCUGAGUGUUUAAAAUUACAAAAAAUAAUAUAUUAUUUAAAUAUACAAUUAAGAAAAAUAAAAAAAUAUUAAAAUAAUAAAAAAGAAAUAAAGUUAUAAUCAGUGGUAAAUAACGAUGGAAGAAAAGGCGUCACUCAAGGAGCUUGACCAGUGGAUAGAGCAGUUAAAUGACUGCAAACAACUGACCGAAAGCCAAGUUAAAACUCUUUGCGAUAAGGCUAAGGAAAUUCUUGCAAAGGAAUCAAAUGUACAGGAGGUCAAAUGUCCAGUCACAGUAUGUGGUGAUGUUCAUGGACAAUUUCAUGAUUUGAUGGAAUUGUUCAGAAUAGGUGGAAAAUCACCAGACACAAAUUACUUAUUUAUGGGUGAUUAUGUUGAUCGUGGUUACUAUUCUGUUGAAACAGUGACUCUUCUUGUUGCACUCAAAGUGAGGUACCGUGAAAGAAUAACAAUUCUCCGAGGUAAUCAUGAAUCAAGACAAAUUACACAAGUAUAUGGUUUUUAUGAUGAAUGUCUACGUAAAUAUGGUAAUGCAAAUGUUUGGAAAUUCUUUACGGAUUUAUUUGAUUAUUUACCAUUGACUGCACUUGUCGACGGUCAAAUAUUUUGUUUGCACGGUGGUUUAUCACCUUCAAUUGAUUCCUUGGAUCACAUUCGGGCACUUGAUCGUCUUCAAGAAGUACCACAUGAAGGUCCAAUGUGUGACUUAUUAUGGUCAGAUCCUGAUGAUAGAGGAGGUUGGGGAAUUUCACCUCGUGGUGCUGGUUACACAUUUGGUCAGGAUAUUUCGGAAACAUUUAAUCACUCAAAUGGACUGACACUUGUUUCUCGAGCUCAUCAACUUGUCAUGGAAGGAUACAAUUGGUGUCACGAUCGCAAUGUUGUAACAAUAUUCUCAGCACCAAAUUACUGUUACCGUUGUGGUAAUCAAGCUGCAAUUAUGGAACUGGACGAUGCUCUGAAAUAUUCAUUCCUUCAGUUUGAUCCAGCACCAAGACGUGGUGAGCCACACGUAACCAGACGAACACCUGAUUACUUCUUGUAAGAAGUUCAACCUAAGGAGCAUAGAUUUUUAAGGUAGGGGACUGGAACAAUGAUGGCUUUAUAGUAAUGCCACAAAAUAUGCAAAAAGAAUAAAAAUUAAAAAAAAAAAAAAAUACAAAAAAUAAUUAUUUACAUAUAAAAUAUGAUUUUUAACGUCAAAAAAAAGAAAAAUAUAAAUAAACGCGUACAACUUAUAUGAAAAAAAAAAAAAAAAAAAAAGUAAACAUCGUUAUGAAUGUCAAGUUCAUCCCAGUGCAAGUCCUUAAACACAAUCAUCGUCAUCAUUAUUAAAAUAAAAUUUAACAAAAUAUAAAAAAACGCUCUUUAAAAGGAUUUUGUAAUUGGCCAAGUAACCAGUACGCGUUUCACAAUUAUAUCUAGACAUGUAGACACAACACUUGUACACUAAAAAAAAAAAACAUUAUGAGCAAGAAAAAAAAAAAAAAACAAUU
This is a messenger RNA of Aphidius gifuensis, 1717 nucleotides long. It is a transcript of the gene mts, whose product is annotated as serine/threonine-protein phosphatase PP2A. Gene Ontology annotation, molecular function: protein serine/threonine phosphatase activity. Gene Ontology annotation, biological process: peptidyl-serine dephosphorylation; mitotic cell cycle. Bases 337 to 1266 code for a protein of 309 amino acids. The record is from RefSeq and is a predicted model, not a curated record. The transcript has 6 exons. Lineage: Eukaryota; Metazoa; Arthropoda; Insecta; Hymenoptera; Braconidae. Gene Ontology annotation, cellular component: cytosol.